UCCGACAUCCAAGAAUGUGACGGGGGUAUAUGCAGAAAAUGCUUCAGAUCAGUUGAGUCUGUCAUUAAAACAGAUGAAAAAAACCAAGCUGCAAAACAAAAGAUCAGGGAAAGCAUAGAUUUUGUAUAUAGAACACAAAUUAUAUCCCUCCCCUCUCCCAGACGGACGUCUGUUACUAAGAGAAUGUUACGUCCUGAUCCGAACCCCCCUGACACGAGUGGUACUUGCAGUGGACCGGCAAACCCCCUCGCCAAAGUUUCGUUUGUUUCACCUGUGAAACUGUCCCCAUUCCGUGAAUUAACGAAGUACAGAAAAAUUGCACCACAAACUGAGAUCCUGAGCAAAGUCAGUGAAAAAGAACAAGACUUUGAACCUGUUCCAAAAACAAAGAGAGCCCUUUUCUCUGUCAAAGAGAACAAAUCUGACCAAUGUUCCCUUGAUGGGAGAGUAGAGGUUGUGGUGCACUAUCCAAGUGGGAGAAAAUCUGCGACUAUCAAAGAGGAUGCCCACCAACAGAUCUGCAAAGCUAUAGCAAGAGGUGGAAAUGCAGACAGUACCAUAGUUGACAUUUUGCGUAAACACAACCCAAUGGUAUUAGUGCAAGGCUCCCAGAAGAUUGUGCAAGAAGAAUGUAAAGCAGUUUCAAAAAGAGGUUCAGGAACACUACUCCAACAGAAAACCCAUGCAGAUUUUUUCAACUUCCGAUGGGAGAAUAUCUACCAACAACUGCAGAUGAUGUGUCCAGCACUUUUAUCUAUAAUAACAGCUACUGUGUCUGACAUUCCACCUGUUGUUGGAAGCAAACCAUUUCUUCAUGCUUUGCAAACUGUAGGCAUAGCACUUCAUGGAAGAAGUCAGGAGAUGGCUGUUAUGCAGUACAUAAAUGGUUUUCUUUUAUAUCAUGGUGGAUGCACACAGCGGGACAUAGAAAGACUAUCUCAUGUUGGGUUAACAGUACAUCCACUCACUAUAAAGAGAAAGCUACUUGACUGGCAGGAUGUGUUGGACAAAGAAAUUUUAAAGAUUCGGGAUUCUUGGGCUGAAGGAGGAAGUGUCAAAUAUCAAAUAAUUGGAGACAAUUGGGACAAGAACAUACUUCCAUCAUAUAGAACAUCGGAUCGGAAAACUAUUUCUCUUCAUCUGUUUCAUGUGUACGCCAUCGUGGAUAGAGUUAUCCCAACUGAACGUGGCUGUCAUGCUUCCGCACCACAUGACAUUGAAGUUGGAACCUUCAUUCCAUCCAUAGACGACCAAAAGAACUUGAUGAAAGAGCUAACAUUUAUUUUCUCUACAUCAGUCAUCGAAAAUCAUCCUGAAUUGCAGAAAAUAUAUGGAAAGAUCUACCCAAAGCAUUUGGAACAUAAAUAUUCUCACUGUGUUGGAAAUAAAACAAAACAAUACCCACUUGGACUUUUUGAUUGCAACGAGAAUAAAACACCUGAUUUGAUUCGGCUUUUGAAAACGUUAUCUGUUUAUGUCCCAUGCAAGGAUGGAGAAGUAGUGGAAUCUGUCUUUUUUGGAGGUGACAGGUUAACAGAUGAACGAGUGCAAGCAGCUCAGAAAGCUAUGGCUAAUGCUGAAACACCGCUGCAAAAAUUACAAGGCUUUGUGUCCAAAAUUGAGGACUUCCACAGACUCAUGAAUUUCUUAGAGGCUAUACACAAACUGACAUAUUCAACCAAGAGUGCUGUGGACCAAGGCACAGUAUAUUACUAUCGGAACCUCCUGAACAUGAGAAAUGUGAAAGGGCAAGUGUAUAAUGCCUACAGAGCAUACAAGAUGCUGUACUAUGUGAUCCUGGAUGCCAUCUGUUUGCUACUUUUCCUGAAUUUCUUUGACGUUCCAGACAUUGAACAUGCAAUUGAACUGCCAAGAAACUUUGCAGCUAUGUCAGAUGAAGAAAAAAUAGAGUACAUUGACUCUGUUAGUGAAAACCUUCUGAGGAAGUAUUUUUUUGACAGUACAGAUGACAUUUUUCAGAAUUUACGUAACAUUGUGUGUGACCCACAACACCCAGAAAACUAUUGGACAUCAACACUAGAGGAAGGAAGAUUUAAAUGUCAUCAUUGUGACAAAACAUAUGCACGUGUUCUCUCUUUACAAACCCAUGAAGAGAAGGUUCAUGACAUUCACAUUGCAAAGCCAUCAAAAAAACCGAAGAAUAAAACUCAAGACCAAAUGCACGAUUACCUUGUCAUGCUGUUUAAGCUUGUUAUUUUGCACAAGAAUUUAGACACUGCUGUUGAUAUGGGUGACGGUGAGAGGGCUGUAAAAUCAGCAAAAUAUGAACUUCCUGUCUACCAUCUGACAAACAAAGUAAAGUAUUCUAUUGGCUCGAUUCAUUUGAUAUCGUCAACAUCUGGCAUUCUCCCUGAUGACCAAAAGGAACGCCUAGUAGCCAACCGCUUCGUAAAUUUACAAGGUGGAAAAAACAACAAUGUGUCAACGGACGAAUACCUUGAAAUGUUAAAUAGGGACAGCAAGAUUGCUUGCUCUGGCCAUAAAACAAAAGAAAGCAUCCUUGCCCAUUCAAAGGAAUAUCCCCACUUAAUAAAUUUAGUUAGUCACUUUGAUGUCAUUACUGAAAUCCAUAGCAGAAAGGGCUUCCAUCACAUCCCUAGUUACAAGGAAGAUGUUUUAAAGGUCUUAAAAGAUUUACAAAAUACUAAUAUGCUUUCUAUUGUUCCAAAUCGAAAAUUCAAGUCUCAAGAUAUUUCAGUGGACAAAAACCCAUUUGACAAUGCAUUUGUUGGAUUAUCUACUAUGAUACAUAGACAUAAACCAAGCCAACCUUUUAUUCGCCUAAGAGAUCCACGGGUAUAA
This is a messenger RNA of Magallana angulata, 2823 nucleotides long. RefSeq lists its product as uncharacterized. The transcript is spliced from 9 exons. The record is from RefSeq and is a predicted model, not a curated record. The coding region runs from base 184 to 2823 and encodes 879 amino acids. NCBI's taxonomy places the organism in Eukaryota, Metazoa, Mollusca, Bivalvia, Ostreida, Ostreidae.